Puma concolor (puma) is the source of this 2868-nucleotide messenger RNA. The record is from RefSeq and is a predicted model, not a curated record. NCBI's taxonomy places the organism in Eukaryota, Metazoa, Chordata, Mammalia, Carnivora, Felidae.
AUGCAGCACUGGGCCCGGCGCCUGGAGCAAGAGAUCGAUGGUGUGAUGCGGAUUUUUGGGGGCGUCCAGCAGCUCCGUGAGAUCUACAAGGACAACAGGAAUCUGUUUGAGGUGCAGGAGAACGAGCCUCAGAAGUUGGUGGAGAAGGUGGCAGGAGACAUCGAGAGCCUGCUGGACAGGAAGGUGCAGGCCCUGAAGAGAUUGGCCGACGCUGCAGAGAACUUCCAGAAAGCCCACCGCUGGCAGGACAACAUCAAGGAGGAAGACAUCCUGUACUAUGACGCCAAGGCCGAUGCUGAGCUGGACGACCCUGAGAGUGAGGAUGUGGAAAGGGGGUCCAAGGCCAGCACCCUAAGGCUGGACUUCGUUGAGGACUCAAACUUCAAGAACAAGGUCAACUACUCAUACACGGCCGUGCAGAUCCCCACGGACAUCUACAAAGGCUCCACUGUCAUCCUUAAUGAACUCAACUGGACAGAGGCCCUGGAGAAUGUGUUUAUCGAGAACCGCAGGCAGGACCCUACACUGCUGUGGCAGGUCUUUGGCAGUGCCACAGGAGUCACUCGCUACUAUCCAGCCACCCCAUGGCGAGCCCCUAAGAAAAUCGACCUGUACGAUGUCCGAAGGAGACCCUGGUAUAUCCAGGGGGCCUCGUCGCCCAAGGACAUGGUCAUCAUCGUGGAUGUGAGCGGCAGCGUGAGUGGCCUGACCCUGAAGCUGAUGAAGACGUCCGUCUGUGAGAUGCUGGACACGCUCUCUGAUGAUGACUAUGUGAACGUGGCCUCGUUCAAUGAAAAGGCACAGCCUGUGUCAUGCUUCACACACCUGGUGCAGGCCAAUGUGCGUAACAAGAAGGUGUUCAAGGAAGCUGUGCAGGGCAUGGUGGCCAAGGGCACCACAGGCUACAAGGCCGGCUUUGAGUAUGCCUUCGACCAGCUGCAGAACUCCAACAUCACUCGUGCCAACUGCAAUAAGAUGAUCAUGAUGUUCACGGAUGGUGGUGAGGACCGCGUGCAGGAUGUCUUUGAGAAAUACAAUUGGCCCAACCGGACGGUGCGUGUGUUCACUUUCUCCGUGGGGCAACACAACUACGACGUCACACCCCUGCAGUGGAUGGCCUGCGCCAACAAAGGUUACUAUUUUGAGAUCCCUUCCAUUGGAGCCAUCCGCAUUAACACACAGGAAUAUCUGGAUGUAUUGGGCAGGCCCAUGGUACUGGCAGGCAAGGAGGCCAAGCAGGUGCAGUGGACCAACGUGUAUGAGGAUGCACUGGGGCUGGGGUUAGUGGUGACAGGGACCCUCCCUGUUUUCAACCUGACACAGGAUGGCCCUGGGGAAAAGAAGAACCAGCUGAUCCUGGGUGUGAUGGGCAUCGAUGUGGCUCUGAAUGACAUUAAGAGGCUCACUCCAAACUACACGCUUGGAGCUAACGGCUAUGUGUUUGCCAUUGACCUGAACGGCUACGUGUUGCUGCACCCCAACCUCAAGCCCCAGACCACCAACUUCCGGGAGCCUGUGACUCUGGACUUCCUGGAUGCUGAGCUGGAGGAUGAGAACAAAGAGGAGAUCCGUCGGAGCAUGAUCGAUGGCAACAAGGGCCACAAGCAAAUCAGAACGCUGGUCAAGUCCCUGGACGAGAGGUACGUAGACGAGGUGAUGCGGAACUACACCUGGGUACCUAUAAGGAGCACCAACUACAGCCUAGGGCUUGUGCUCCCGCCCUACAGCACCUUCUACCUCCAAGCCAACCUCAGUGACCAGAUCCUGCAGGUCAAGUUGCCAAUCAGCAAACUGAAGGAUUUUGAGUUCCUGCUCCCCAGCAGCUUUGAGUCUGAAGGACAUGUUUUCAUUGCUCCCAGAGAGUAUUGCAAGGACCUGAAUGCCUCAGACAACAACACCGAGUUCCUGAAAAACUUCAUUGAGCUCAUGGAGAAAGUGACUCCAGACUCCAAGCAGUGCAACAACUUCCUUCUGCACAACCUGAUCUUGGACACAGGCAUCACACAGCAGCUGGUGGAGCGUGUGUGGCGGGACCAGGAUCUCAACACGUACAGCCUUCUGGCCGUGUUCGCUGCCACUGAUGGUGGCAUCACUCGCGUAUUCCCCAACAAAGCAGCGGAUGACUGGACGGAGAAUCCAGAGCCCUUCAAUGCCAGCUUCUACCGUCGUAGCCUGGACAACCAUGGCUAUGUCUUCAAGCCCCCGCACCAGGACGCCCUGUUAAGGCCACUGGAGCUGGAGAAUGACACAGUGGGCAUCCUCGUCAGCACAGCUGUGGAGCUCAGCCUGGGUGGACGCACACUGAGGCCAGCAGUGGUAGGUGUUAAGCUGGACCUAGAGGCCUGGGCCGAGAAGUUCAAGGUGCUAGCCAGCAACCGUACCCACCAGGACCAGCCUCAGAAGCAGUGUGGUCCCAGCAGCCACUGUGAGAUGGACUGCGAGGUUAACAAUGAGGACCUGCUCUGUGUCCUCAUUGAUGAUGGGGGAUUCCUGGUGCUGUCAAACCAGAAUCAUCAGUGGGACCAGGUGGGCAGGUUCUUCAGUGAGGUGGAUGCCAACCUGAUGCUGGCACUCUACAAUAACUCCUUCUACACCCGCAAAGAGUCCUACGACUAUCAGGCAGCCUGCGCCCCCCAACCCCCAGGCAACCUGGGUGCUGCACCCCGGGGGGUCUUUGUGGCGGAAACUGUCCUGAGAACUACAACUCCCAAGCACACCUUCCUCUUACCAACUGGAACGGCCCGGGAGCGCAGCUUCCUGGAACUUGUAGUUUUACCCAGAAAGUUGAUAUCCGCUCGUCCCCGGCUUCGGCUGAGGACUCCAUGUCCCAGCAUGCCGCAGAGCCGGAAGGGCAUCCCACCGCCGUAG